AUGUGUUUCACCGGCGGUAGCCGCAGUGACUUCGUCCACGAGCGGGACACUAUGCAGAUCUUUUCAAUCAAAGUCGAGGCGAUAAGAGGGGGCUUGCAGUGGCCACUGGAUGUGUACGGCAUGGUCGCCGCCCGUGACGUGGUGGAUCACAAUCGUAAUAUCAUCUUCCAUCGCGAAAGAGACAACUGCCAAAGAAUCACCGAGGAGAAUCCUUACCUUGCACUAACAGGCCCCACUUGCGCUAUCUUGUUGUCCGUCGACCCUACAUACGUCGAGGUUGAUCUGAAGGUUGUGCCAAUAGCCAUAUGAUAGUCUCAAGGUUGCGAGAUGGAGAAGAUCGAGUACAAUGAAGAAGAUAGACGAAGACGAU
Molecule: messenger RNA, 370 nt
Organism: Lolium rigidum
Lineage: Eukaryota; Viridiplantae; Streptophyta; Magnoliopsida; Poales; Poaceae
Exons: 3
Coding region: 1-309 (102 amino acids)
Source: RefSeq, a predicted model, not a curated record